CAUCGUUCCCACAUCCUUCGAAGUUCGCGUUCCAAAUAAUCUAAGUCCCAACGAAAAUCCGAACUGAUUUCUCUUAUCAUUAUGACCGUAAGACUGUGGAUCUAGAUCAGAAACAGCCAACUGCAUAAACUAGCUAAUAUCUUAUCAUUGAAUUGUGAAUAUGAUAUACGAUGUAUAUUAUUAUUCCCAAUCGAACGAGGUUAUGUCAUUUGCAUUGGAGCAAAAAUACUUCCCAGAAAAUGCUGGCAGAUUAAAACUUCUGAGCAACAGCCGAAUCGACCUACAAAACCUCCACCAGUCGUUCCUCUCAACAUCGAAACAGAUACCGUUACCAUGAGCUCCAGUUGGAGAAGUCUUCCUGCAGAGAUGAUGGAUGUCAAUUUGACAAAGUGGACCUUUAUAUUCGUGGCGUGUUUUGUGGGGAUUCUGGGAUUUUUACUGCACGCAAUUGAGGAUUACAUUCCUCUAGUGAUUCGCAGGACCUUCAGAUAUGGAAAACACGCCGAGAAGAGGGACCACGUUCUAGUGAACCAGUUGGAACUUCCGAAAAGAUGGUUCUUCCACUUCUACAUCUUCGCCGCACCCGUUGCAACAGUUUCCUUCCUGAUUCUUGUGAACAGAUACUUUCUUGGUGGAGAGGUACCACAGGUUGUUCUUUGGCUUCUGGACUUUCAGUUGGGCUCGUCAAGAAAAGCACUGGUUUCUUCGGAGAAAUGUUUUAUCGCAAUAUCACUGAUGACUAUUCAUUGCUGGAAGAGGUUGUACGAAACUACCUGUGUAAGUGUCUUCAGCAAUGCAAGAAUCAAUGUCAGUCAUUACAUUAUCGGUUACGUUCAUUAUCUUGGAACCUUCACGUGCAUCCUGGGGGAAUCUCAAGGGUUUGUCAAAGAUUCUCGAUUCAGAUUCCAUUGGAGUAAUUUAACAUUCCUAGAUUAUUUAUGUGCCCUUAUAUUCCUAUCCGCAUCGUACCUCCAACUUCACUCGAAUUAUAUCCUCUCGAGUCUGAGGAAGGAUAGAAGGGGCGUUGUUAUCACGAAGUCGUAUAAAAUACCGAGAGGAGGACUCUUCGACUAUGUAACUGGUGCUUUACAGUUCACUGAGAUUACCAUAUACAUUAUGCUCACAAUUAUUCUAUGGAAAAGUUCGACUUAUCAUUACAUAUGUCUAUGGGUGUUGAUGAAUCAGGUUCAAACAGCAAUGGAUUCUGAUAAAUGGUAUCGAAGUGCCUUCAAGGACUAUCCAAAGGCUCGUAAAAUUUGCCUGCCCUUGAUAUUCUAAUGCUCCAUGUCACCGACGAACGAAUUAAUUAAACGAAACGACUGACUUUAUUCAAAGAAACAGAUGGAAAAAAACAUGUAUUUCAAUUCAUACAAAUUUUGUUCCUAAUAAUGUCAUUCCAUUAAUCCACAUUGUCACGUGAGACUCAAUAAUUAGAUUUUCUUACGCUAAUAGGAUUAUGAACAGCGAAAUAAAUUUCUCAACAGGCACUGCAAUUUCAUUUACUUGAAGAGAAGACUGAAAUUAAUAAAAAACAAUUGUCAGCUGCAUCACAAUUUUUGAAAGAAUUAAAGAGGAAUAAUUUGUA
Molecule: messenger RNA, 1585 nt
Organism: Diachasmimorpha longicaudata
Lineage: Eukaryota; Metazoa; Arthropoda; Insecta; Hymenoptera; Braconidae
Product: polyprenol reductase
Exons: 6
Coding region: 334-1278 (314 amino acids)
Biological process (GO): dolichol-linked oligosaccharide biosynthetic process; polyprenol catabolic process
Cellular component (GO): endoplasmic reticulum
Molecular function (GO): 3-oxo-5-alpha-steroid 4-dehydrogenase activity
Source: RefSeq, a predicted model, not a curated record